AUGGGUAUUCGUUUUCCUAUCAUUCUGGCUAAGCAAAUUUUGAGGCGAUCUUCAACAUCUAUGGAUGUACCCAAAGGGUUCUUACCAGUAUAUGUUGGGGAGACUGAGAAGAAGAGAUUUGUGGUACCUGUAUCGGAAACUUUGUUUGUCAACAAACAGACACAAAUUGAGUUUUCAACCACCAUAUUCUCUUUGGUUUACAAACUAAGCCAAGUCUUUGCAUUCUCAACUGAAAGCUUUAUUCAAACCAUCCCCUAUCAAAGUUCUUUUCAUCCACAAAGAUAUACCAAGAAAAAGAGAUGGGUUUUCCGGCUACCUAGUGUUCUUGCUAAGCAGAUUCUACGACGGUCUUCCAUAUCUAUAGAUGUACCAAAAGGCUUCCUAGCUAUAUAUGUUGGGUCAGAGACACAGAAGAAGAGAUUUUUGGUUCCAGUAUCCUAUUUGAAGCAUCCUUCAUUUCAAGAUUUGCUAAGGAAAUCUGAAGAAGAGUUUGGUUAUGAUCAUCCAAUGGGUGGUUUGACAAUUCCUUGCACAGAAGAUACCUUCAUGGAUGUCACUUCUCGCUUAAGCAUAUUGUAGAGGCUCUUAAGCAUAACUACUUGACCAAGACACAA
This is a messenger RNA of Tripterygium wilfordii, 614 nucleotides long. RefSeq lists its product as uncharacterized. Gene Ontology annotation, biological process: response to auxin. Lineage: Eukaryota; Viridiplantae; Streptophyta; Magnoliopsida; Celastrales; Celastraceae. The coding region runs from base 1 to 579 and encodes 192 amino acids. The record is from RefSeq and is a predicted model, not a curated record. The transcript is spliced from 3 exons.